Molecule: messenger RNA, 1746 nt
Organism: Pelagomonas calceolata
Lineage: Eukaryota; Pelagophyceae; Pelagomonadales; Pelagomonadaceae
Source: the annotation of a GenBank genome assembly
UCCUCGUCGGCGGCUGGGCUUGGGCACCAAACGCGUUGGGGCAGCCGCCGCGGCGGGCGCACGGGUCGGCAGCCAACGAACGCGAAGCUGCUGCAGCCCCACGAGCAGCACCGGAAUACAUAACUCGCGACCGCUGGGGCAGCACCCACACACAACACAGCAGCCAUGGCCCCCCUCGACCUAAGUGCGCCGGCCUGGAAGGUGCGGAGGCAGGCCGCCUCGAAGAUCCAGGGCUUGGUACGGGCGAAGAAGGGCGGUUCGUUGCUCAUGAUCAUCGCGCGGCGGGUCUACGAGAUCGGGUAUGAUGCGGAAUCAGAGGAGUACUUUUACUACAACAAGAUGACCGGCGACUCGCUCUGGGACCCUCCCUUGAUUCUCAAGGCGUGUCCGCCGUACCGCACGGAUCGACGAGCCAUUUCUUGUGCGACGACGAUCCAGGCCGUCAUGAGAAGUGCAUUAGCGAGAAAAGAGGUCACAAAAGUGAUGAGGGAGGUGUAUCGGAAGGACUUCGAUCCCGAUUCGGGGGAUUACUACUAUACCAAUGUCAGAACGAAUGAAGUCCGGUGGGACAACCCCGCCGAAGCUUUGAGCUUAAUCAAAGCUGAAGAUGCCGCGCCGGAGCUCGGUCCCGAUUCUCAGUUGAUUGUCAGUAAGGAUUCCGAGAUUGAAAGACUGAAGAAAGAAGUAGAAGAUGCCAAGAGGGAGGCCUACGAGGCCAAAACCAGCACACAUGCGAAGCUCGACAAAGAUCUGCGACUGGAACGCAUGGCCAACGCCCUGAAGGGCCAGAAGCGCUCUAGACAUUUCGACGAGUGGCGGAAUGAACAUAUAGUCGCGUGGUUCCUCGAGAUGGACCUCGAGGAGUACGUGCCUGCGGUCCUAGCUUCGAAAGUUGAUGGGUUACUAUUGCUGAACAUGGAUGAGGACGACUUCCGGGAGCUAGGCAUCACGAAACGGCUCCAUCAGAGGAAAAUAGACAUUGCCCUCAAGAAAUACAAGCUGAGGUACGAGCGACGCGAAGCCGGCGGCGACGACGACAUCGACAUCCAGGCCGAAGAAGUGGACGGCGACAUGGACGAGUCCGACAAAUCUUCUUCGGAGGAAAGCUACUCCGACAGCGACGACGAAGAAGAAAAGACGAAGGAGGAGGCGAUUGUGGAAGACGGCGACGACCUGCUGCCGACGGAGGAGGAGUUGCUCGAGCUGAAGCGGGACCGGGACAACAUCCAGAUCGACGUGCUCUUCCCGGGCGACGAAGAGACCUACCCCCAGAUCGGCGACGUCGUGCGGUGUCAUUACGUGUGCAAGAUCGCCGAUACGGGCAAGGAGGUUGAGAAUACGAGGAAAGCCAAGCAGACCUUCGAAUUCGUGUUAGGUAUCGGCCAGGUCAUCAAGGGCUGGGACCGCGGGGUCCUGCAGAUGAGUUUCGGGGAACGGUCGAAACUUACGAUAUCCGCGGAAUACGCGUACGGCGAGCAUGGCGUGAAGCCAUUGAUACCGCCCUACGCGAAGUUGAUUUUUGACUUGGAGCUAUUGAGGUGGCACCCGCGGCCGCACUGGUCGAAACCCCUCAUCCAGCAGCCCGGCUUAACCGAAUAUCCUUAUGAAGAUCCAAGAGCAGCAGAAGAGGAGGCCGGCGACGACGACGAGUUCGCCGAUUUAGAAGAUGAUGAGGUCGAUGGCGGGGACCUGAACGCGUCGGACAAGAUGUCGUCGCUGCUGGCGAAGGGGUAAGAGAGUCAUGUG